This is a messenger RNA of Galendromus occidentalis (western predatory mite), 948 nucleotides long. Its product is annotated as cAMP-dependent protein kinase catalytic subunit gamma-like. The record is from RefSeq and is a predicted model, not a curated record. Bases 1 to 948 code for a protein of 315 amino acids. NCBI's taxonomy places the organism in Eukaryota, Metazoa, Arthropoda, Arachnida, Mesostigmata, Phytoseiidae. Gene Ontology annotation, biological process: intracellular signal transduction; peptidyl-serine phosphorylation. The transcript has a single exon. Gene Ontology annotation, molecular function: protein serine/threonine kinase activity; ATP binding.
AUGGGCAUCAUAUUUUCCACGGCCAAGGACAUAUUUUCCGGUGGAUCGUUCCGAACUUUGAGGGAAGCGCGAGAGGUGGGAAGGCAAAGACGAUCGGCUAUCGGUCGCGGACUCGAUCCUGAUCUCUACAGAGUGCACCUCAUUAGAGGGAAACGGCACUUUGACGUUAAAUACGACCUCAACUCAUGCCCGCAUGAGGAAAUCAAGGGAAACUACAAAAUCAAGGGUUUCUUGAGCCGCGGCGCUUGGGGUAAAGUUUUCAAGGCGAAACACAAUAAAGAAGAAGGGAGCUACGCGAUCAAAGUCAUACCAAAAAUCACGAAUAUAAGCAACGAGGAUAAGGAACUCAGGGUGAAGGAGAAAAAACUGCACUUCGCCUUAGUGAGCGAUUUCGUCGUUGCUCUGUACAGUGCAUACCAGGACCCUGUAAAUCUCUAUCUAGUCAUGGAGUACGCAAAGUACGGAAGCCUCGACAGAUUCAUCACGAAGCCGAACUCCCUGAGCGAGAACACCAUCAAACUCAUUGCCGCACAGCUGGUCUUGGGCCUAGAAUUCAUCCAUGGUUGUGACGUGAUAUACCGCGACCUGAAAGUUCAGAACGUCCUCGUUUUCUCUGACGGAUACGUGAAGAUCGGAGACUUCGGCUUGUCGAGACGUUAUGGAGGACGCGCACAUUCAUUAGUGGGAACGCCCGACAACAUGGCUCCAGAAAUGGCAGAUUCAGAGAAUGGGUACGGUCUGGAAGUGGAUUUCUGGGCUCUGGGCAUACUCCUUUAUCGGCUCGCGUACAACAUGCAUCCAUUCAGACCAGACCACGGAGCCUUUACGGAACGGGAGAUCCUCGAGCGGGCUCGAACAUGUCAUUUGCUUUUUCCCGGUGUAGAGGAGGAUGGUGAGCUAAACCCGACUGAGCAAUUUCUCGCUGGUCUACUCAGAAAAAUCCUCUGA